CUUGUGCGUGGGCGAAGGCGUAACGGAUAGCGUGGCGACGGCCCCGACAAGAUGUCGAAGCCUCUUGAUUUGAAGCGAGCCGGUAGAUACAAAAACCCCAAAAAAAGGAGGCGAUGGGGCAGGUGGAGGGUAACGAUGAAAACAACAGAGAGUAGCAGCAAGAAGCGCCGACAAAAGAGGUUACAAGAAACAAGGCAUGAGCCGAAAAAUGAAAGACACCGUAAACAUCCGGGAUCCCACUUGCAAAGGGUAACCAAGGCUAACUGCCUUAUCCAAUGCAAGACCGAAUAUUCAACACCAACCAACCACCCUAACCAGAACGAUCAAGCAGCAGAAAUCAGAAACAUGGACACAAUUGCAUACCAGACAACUAAGAAAAAAGACGAGGACUUGACCUAGCAAAGGGGCACGGCGGAUACCCAGAAGAAAACUGAGGCACACAAGUCAUAUUUAA
Cantharellus anzutake is the source of this 454-nucleotide messenger RNA. RefSeq lists its product as uncharacterized. The record is from RefSeq and is a predicted model, not a curated record. NCBI's taxonomy places the organism in Eukaryota, Fungi, Basidiomycota, Agaricomycetes, Cantharellales, Hydnaceae. The transcript is spliced from 5 exons. The coding region runs from base 52 to 399 and encodes 115 amino acids.